This is a messenger RNA of Monascus purpureus, 345 nucleotides long. The record is from the annotation of a GenBank genome assembly. Lineage: Eukaryota; Fungi; Ascomycota; Eurotiomycetes; Eurotiales; Aspergillaceae.
AUGAACUCGUUGACUUCCAUUCCCCGUUAUCUACAGGUCAACUGUACCGAAGGGGCCGAAAGGGUUCGGCCAAACCUGGCCACAACCUCCUAUAUGCGACUCUUUAAAUUAGCCAAAGUGCAGAGCCAAUCCCAAGAGUUUUAUCCCGAAUAUCAAUACGGAGUUUCUCCGUUUACGCAGCAGAUCACAAGCCGAAAGUCGGUAUUCUCCCGGGUGGAGACCCCGCACAAUGCGGAGGAGAGCCCUCGGGGUAUCGUUCAGCGAGAAAGGCGGUUAUUAUGCCAGCAGGAGCCCUCCUUUUUGUUUUUUUCUUCAGUCUCCCCCCUACCCUGUCUUGCAGUCUAA